Messenger RNA from Ramularia collo-cygni, 1992 nucleotides. RefSeq lists its product as uncharacterized. Gene Ontology annotation, cellular component: mitochondrial small ribosomal subunit. The record is from RefSeq and is a predicted model, not a curated record. Gene Ontology annotation, biological process: translation. Gene Ontology annotation, molecular function: methyltransferase activity; structural constituent of ribosome. The transcript has a single exon. NCBI's taxonomy places the organism in Eukaryota, Fungi, Ascomycota, Dothideomycetes, Mycosphaerellales, Mycosphaerellaceae. Bases 1 to 1992 code for a protein of 663 amino acids.
AUGGACAUGCUCGAGGUGGAGGAUGCGGAGGGUGUGGGAGAUAUGACGCUGUUAAGAGAAGAUGGAAGCGAAGUGGAGUUUGACGCAGAAGAGGAGGAGCUGRAGAUGGAGAUGGAAGCGGCCGUGAAGCAGAGGCAGAAGAAAUGGAAAAUCAGUGGCGAUGAGAGACUGGCAGAGGAUAUACGAAGGGCUAUGGCUGAACCUCAGGCUGAGGUGCAAGACUUGGGUGAAAGUGAGGGAGAGGGAGAAGGAGAGUUUCGACGAACGCAUCCCAUCACACUCGCCAACCGAUUCCCUGCGCCCGUCGACAUUCCCCGUGCGACCUUCAUCGACCCCAUCUCGCUGCUCGUUGCGGAUCGAUCGGAACAUCUAUCAGAUGCCGCCCAUCGGAUCUUUGGGGGACCUGGCUUGCCUCAUUCCACUUCGACGCCGACGCGGGGAAAGCUGAUGCAGCAAAAGGCAAUCACACUGGAUGCUGCACAGACAAACAUGGCGGAGAUGGAUGGCGAUGUCUUCCUCUCCACGCUCAUGCCGGGAAUCUACGCCAGCGUGGCGAGCGUGCUGGUCGAGACUCGCAAACGCUUGGGCACGGCCUGGGCGGAAGAUCUAGUCCGCAAGGCGGAGAGGGGCGAGCUACGCAUUCUUGAUGCUGGAGGUGCGGGUGCUGGUGUCGUAGCUGUGCGGGAUAUGUUACGCGCUGAAUGGGAGCGCAUGCAUGAGUCCGACGUGGACGGUCUGGACUCGCCCAUGGCACUGGCGGAAGCCGAUGGCAAAGUCGGCGGCGAACAUCUAUCUGCUCCUCUCGGCUCCGCCACUGUCCUCGCUGCGAGCGAUGUACUACGACGGCGGGCGGCCAAACUGCUGGACAAUACAAGUUUCAUCCCUCGACUACCUGAUUACAUUCAUGCUGAGGAAGCCAAAGUCAAAGGCAAGUUCGAUAUCAUCAUCGCGCCACACACGCUUUGGCCACUACGUGAAGACUACGUCCGUAAACCUCAUGUUCAGAACCUCUGGCACUUGCUUCACUCCGACGGUGGGGUUCUCGUUCUGCUGGAGAAGGGUGUACCUCGUGGCUUCGAAAUGAUCGCCAGUGCUCGAGAUCUGCUGCUAGACAACCACAUAUCCUCUCCCGGCUMCACAGAGCGAUCCACCAACAUUGAAGAGCCAGGCACGACAGAAUAUGCCGACCUUCUCAUGCAGCCAAAGGAGACUGGUAUGAUUAUCGCUCCGUGCACCAAUCACACUGGAUGCCCAAUGUACACCCAAAAAGGCAUGGUGAAAGGUCGUCGUACCAUUUGUGCGUUUGAGCAGAGGUAUCAUCGCCCUGCUUUCUUGCAAAAGAUCUUUGGGUCCAAAGGGAAGAAUCAUGAGGAUGUUGAAUUCUCAUACCUGGCUGUCAUGAGAGGCAAAGAUCUCCGUGCACCCGAGACGUUGCCGCGACCCAUUGUACAAGGGGAGAGCUCUACUGUGGAGGCUUUUGAAGGUUUCGAAGACGAGCGUAGUAUUCCAAAUGGACUGGAACUUCCUCGUGCCGUCCUACCGCCCAUGAAACGAACCGGGCACGUCAUUCUAGAUCUCUGCACUCCCUCUGGAACUCUCGAACGCUGGACCGUUCCCCGCUCCUUCUCCAAGCAAGCUUUCCSCGACGCGAGAAAAAGUUCAUGGGGAGAUCUCUGGGCGCUCGGAGCCAAGACGAGGGUCGUGAGAGCCGAUCUCAAAGCCAAGGAUAACCCAAAAGUGGAAGCCAAGAAGGCGUUUGAUAAGGAGGCCAGGCUUGUGGAAAUGAAGGGUUUGAAUAAGAGAAUGGGCGGACUAGGGAAGACGCCUGUGCAUGUGGCUGGAGCGGGAGCGGAUGAGUAUGGGAGGGUUAUAGUUGAUGGAAAGCUUUUUGGGGGAAGUGAGGAGAGGAUGAGGGGGAGGAGGGUCAAGGGUAUUAGGGAUAAGAGGGAUAAGAAAGGGUUGGGGAACGGGAGGAGGCAGAGUGUUGAAUGA